UUGUGGCAUUCAGAGCGAAUCCUUUGCCGUAGCAUAGCAAACAGCCAAGGGAGAGUGGGGAGACUAGCGAAAGAGGACAGCGCACGGAAAGCGAGGAGAGGGGAAACAGAGAGGUCGCAUCGGACGGCGGCGAGAUGCUGGCGGUGUUCGAUCCCACGGUGGCCAAGUGCCCGGAGGGCCUCCGCAGCCCGCCGGUCGCCGGAUCGGCCGCUGCAGCAGCAGGCGGAGCCGGCGCGGGCGCGCUGAUGAAGGGCUUCUCCGACUCGCACGACGGCGCCGUCACCGUCAGCCUGGGCCCCUCCGGCGCGCUGGCCUACUCGGCAGCCAACCAGAACCCCCUCGUCCCAAGGUUGUUUGGUGCUGUGAAUGACAUCUUCUGCCUGUUCCAAGGGCACAUUGAGAACAUUGCCAACCUGAAGCAGCAUUAUGGCCUGAGCAAGACUGCGAAUGAGGUGACUAUCCUCAUAGAGGCCUACAGGACCCUGAGGGACAGGGGUCCAGUCCCAGCCAGCCAGGUUGUGAGAGACCUCAGUGGGAAGUUUGCGUUCAUCCUGUAUGACACCCUGUCGAAGUCCACCUUUGUCGCUGCUGACGCUGAUGGCAGUAUCCCUUUCUUCUGGGGUGUCGAUUCUGAGAACCACCUUGUGUUUUCUGACGAUGCUGGGCUCCUCAAGACAGGCUGCGGCAACUCGUAUGCGCCAUUCCCCAAAGGUUGCUUCUACACCACCUCCGGUGGGCUGCAGAGCUUCGAGCACCCGCUGCACGAGGUCAAGGCGGUGCCGCGCGUGGACAGCCAAGGCCAGAUGUGCGGCUCCACCUUCAAGGUCGACAGCGAGAGCAAGAAGAAGCAGGACGCCAGCAUCCCCCGUGUCGGCAGUGCCGCCGACUGGUCCAACCAGUUCUGAUCGUCUGGCUUUGUUCACCAUCUUUUUGGUACCCAUUACCCCGGCUGCCUACUACGAGGUGCCGAGCUGUGUAUCUGAUGGAUCCAUGAGACGAUUUCUGCCACGUUUCUUUCACACUUGUCGAACGUCGUGAGAUUCUCACAUCGCGUUUAUCUACGCUAUCGUGUAACUGAUAUACUAAUCAUACGGAGUGUUCCAGGUGGUGGUAGAUGUACUGCAGAAUCUAUCUCCCGUAUGUUUCAAUAAAGCUCAAUAAGAGGCUCGAUUUGGUUCUGUGGAUUUGUGAUGCUAAUAAGAGUAUUACUUUUGA
Molecule: messenger RNA, 1215 nt
Organism: Sorghum bicolor (sorghum)
Lineage: Eukaryota; Viridiplantae; Streptophyta; Magnoliopsida; Poales; Poaceae
Product: stem-specific protein TSJT1-like
Exons: 4
Coding region: 135-905 (256 amino acids)
Source: RefSeq, a predicted model, not a curated record